AAGGGGGCUGGAAGCAGAGUGGACUCAGCAGCCAGCAGGGGAGAACAGUUAAGGCACCAGCCACUCCACAAAGAACACCAGCUCUGAGUUGCAUGAAGAUGUUCCACCAAAUUUGGGCAGCUCUGCUUUAUCUCUAUGGCAUUCUCCUUAACUCUGUCUACCAGUGCCCUGAGCACAGUCAACUGACAACUCAGGGAGUGGAUGGAAAAGAGUUCCCAGAGCCCCACCUGGGCCAGUGGUACUUUAUUGCAGGGGCAGCUCGCACCAAAGAGGAGUUGGCGACUUUUGACUCUGUCGACAACAUUGUCUUCAACAUGGCUGUGGGCUCUGCCCCGACGCAGCUCCAGCUUCGUGCUACUAUUCGCACGAAAAAUGGGUCCUGUGUGCCCCGGGAAUGGAUCUACCACCUGACCGAGGGAAGCACAGAUCUCAGAACUGAAGGCCGCCCUGACAUGAAGACCAAACUCUUCUCCAGUUCAUGCCCAGGUGGAAUCAUGCUGAAGGAGAUGGGCCAGGGUUACCAGCGCUUCCUCCUCUACAAUCGCUCACCACAUCCUCCUGAGAAGUGCGUGGAGGAAUUCCAGUCCCUGACCUCCUGCCUGGAUUUCAAGGCCUUCUUACUGACUCCUAGGAAACAAGGAGUCUGUAACCAAUCCAGUAACUGACCUGUGGCUACAUAUGUGCCCCCAGAUGGAUUCAUUGGGAGCUAAGGUAGUGGUGGGGGAGAAGAGAGCCGAAGAAUCCCUCUCAAUAGCAAUAAAGAUUAUUUUUCCAUCCUCA
Phyllostomus hastatus (greater spear-nosed bat) is the source of this 780-nucleotide messenger RNA. RefSeq names its product apolipoprotein M (gene APOM). The record is from RefSeq and is a predicted model, not a curated record. Gene Ontology annotation, molecular function: phospholipid binding; lipid carrier activity. Lineage: Eukaryota; Metazoa; Chordata; Mammalia; Chiroptera; Phyllostomidae. Gene Ontology annotation, cellular component: low-density lipoprotein particle; high-density lipoprotein particle; very-low-density lipoprotein particle. The transcript is spliced from 6 exons. Gene Ontology annotation, biological process: cholesterol efflux; high-density lipoprotein particle clearance; high-density lipoprotein particle remodeling. Bases 93 to 665 code for a protein of 190 amino acids.